Molecule: messenger RNA, 1137 nt
Organism: Talaromyces marneffei
Lineage: Eukaryota; Fungi; Ascomycota; Eurotiomycetes; Eurotiales; Trichocomaceae
Exons: 2
Coding region: 1-1137 (378 amino acids)
Biological process (GO): secondary metabolic process
Cellular component (GO): cytosol; cytoplasm
Molecular function (GO): carboxy-lyase activity; hydrolase activity
Source: RefSeq, a predicted model, not a curated record
AUGUCAAGCCCAAUAGUCGAUAUUCACACCCAUGUCUACACACCAGCGUACCUGGAUAUGCUCCGAGCACGCAAAAAGGUGCCAUACGUACACGAUCCUGCGGACGGAGCUGACUCUCGCUUAAUCAUUCUCGCAUCUGAUGACGAUGCUAGUACAGCACUUGACCAGCGAGGACGGCCUGUUGAUGCAUCGUACUCCGAUAUCGAGGUCAAGCUAGCGUUUAUGAAACGGCAUGGUAUUACUACCAGCGUCAUAUCAUUGGCGAACCCCUGGUUGGAUUUUCUGGAAGUAGACGACGCGCAGGUGUGGUCGGAGAAAAUAAACAAUGAUCUUGAAGAAACUUGCGCAACGGUCAACAAAAAUAGCGAAUCUACUAGCGACGUGAAACCGUUGUAUGCAUUCGGUGCCCUCCCACUCUCUGCCCCAAACCCAUCUAUCAUCGUCAACGAAAUUAAAAGACUCAAAACCCUCCCACACAUGCGUGGCGUUAUCAUGGGCACAUCAGGUCUUGGCAAGGGUCUUGACGAUCCAGACCUAGACCCCGUAUGGGCAGCCCUCGAAGAAACCCAGACCCUACUCUUCCUCCACCCUCACUACGGUCUCCCCGAUGAGGCUUUUGGUGGUCCAGAAGUAACUCAAAGAUACGGCCAUGUUCUUCCCUUAGCGCUCGGAUUCCCCCUUGAGACCACUAUUGCGGUGACCAGGAUGCUUUUAUCGGGGGUGUUUGAUCGGUUUGCCAAUAUCAAGAUUCUGUUGGCUCAUUCAGGUGGUGCUUUGCCGUUUUUGGCGGGUAGGAUUGAGAGUUGUAUUGCACAUGAGAGGAAAUUUAUUGCCAAUGGUGGAAGCACACAGGGGCCUGUUAGGGAUGUUUGGACGGUUUUGAAUACGAAUAUUUACCUUGAUGCAGUUGUGUAUGGUGAAGCGGGUUUGAAGGCGGCUAUACACGCAGCUGGAGGGCACGAAAGGCUUCUAUUCGGUACCGACAACCCCUUCUUCCCUCCACUUUCCGAAGAAGAUGUUGCCUGGCCCAGUGUUACAACCAACUACAAGGCAAUUGAAGGAACGUUGAGUCCCGACAAAGAGGCAAUCAAAGCAGUUCUUGGUGGAAACGCAAUUCGCAUUCUGAAUCUCAAUUAA